Fraxinus pennsylvanica is the source of this 1953-nucleotide messenger RNA. The record is from the annotation of a GenBank genome assembly. NCBI's taxonomy places the organism in Eukaryota, Viridiplantae, Streptophyta, Magnoliopsida, Lamiales, Oleaceae.
AUGAUGAUGCUUGACGAUAUGGGGUUUGGUGGUGAUUUUGAUUUCUUUUCCUCUGCUCCUAUCAAGGAAGUCGAUGUUUGUGUUUCUCAGACGACCGAGCCAGAGCCGGUUGUGGAGGAUGAUUAUACUGAUGAUGAGAUCGAUGUGGAUGAACUUGAGAGGAGGAUGUGGAGGGAUAAGAUGCGACUCAAAAGACUGAAAGAAAUGAGCAAGGGUAAGGAAGGCGAUGAUGCUGCUAAACAACGGCAAUCUCAAGAGCAGGCAAGGAGAAAGAAGAUGUCAAGGGCUCAAGACGGGAUCUUGAAAUACAUGUUGAAAAUGAUGGAAGUAUGCAAAGCUCAAGGUUUUGUUUAUGGAAUCAUUCCAGAGAAAGGUAAGCCAGUGAGUGGGGCAUCUGACAACCUGAGGGAGUGGUGGAAGGAUAAGGUGAGAUUUGAUCGUAAUGGACCGGCUGCCAUAGCGAAAUACCAAGCAGAUAAUUCAAUCCCGGGAAAGAAUGAGGGGUGUAAUCCAGUUGGUCCUACCCCCCACACCCUGCUGGAGCUCCAAGAUACCACCCUUGGUUCACUGUUGUCAGCCCUGAUGCAGCACUGUGAUCCUCCUCAGAGACGGUUUCCUUUAGAGAAAGGUAUUUCGCCUCCGUGGUGGCCCACUGGGAAUGAGGAAUGGUGGCAUCAGUUAGCUCUGCCAAAGAAUCAAGGUCCCCCACCUUAUAAGAAGCCUCAUGAUCUGAAAAAGGCGUGGAAGGUGGGAGUUCUAACGGCAGUGAUCAAGCACAUGUCUCCUGAUAUUGCCAAGAUUCGCAAGCUCGUUAGGCAGUCAAAGUGCUUGCAGGACAAGAUGACAGCAAAGGAGAGUGCAACUUGGCUCACUAUCAUCAACCAGGAGGAAAACUUAGCUCGAGAACUUUAUCCUGAUCUCUGUCCAUUGUUGACCUCGUCAGGUGGGAGCGGAACCUUUGCCAUGAAUGAUACCAGUGAAUAUGAUGUUGAAGGGGCCGAUUAUGAGUCUAACUUUGAUAUCCAAGAGCAAAAGCCAAACCCAAACCACCUUGGUUUGUUCAAUAUUGGGACGGAGGGAUUCAAUGAUAGACUUCCAGUUCAACAACAAUCUCAUACAAUUAAGGAUGAAUUCAUAACUGAUUUGGCCUUCACCCGGAAGAGGAAGUCUGGCAAUGAACUCCUGAUGGAUCACAAAAUAUAUACGUGUGAGUUCCUUCAAUGUCCUCAUAGUGAAAUCUGCCUCGGUUUUCAGGACAGAAAUUCCCGGGACAAUCAUCAACUCUCUUGUCCUUAUAGACAUUCUUCCGAAUUUGCGGUUUCAAACUUCAGCAUUGAUGAUAUCAAGCCAGUCAUGUUUCCUCAAUCUUUUGUCGAGCCGAGUCCAACGACUUUGCCUGGAAAUUCAGUUCCACCUUCUUUUGAUCUAACAGGACUUGGAGUUCCAGAAGAUGGGAAAAGGAUGAUCAAUGAACUCGUGUCUUUUUAUGAUAAUAAUGUACAAGGUAACAAGAACUCAAAUACUGGGAACGCCGGAGUCAUCAAAGAUCAACCUCCUCAGCUACCCAGUAUUCAAUGUCAAAUUGAUGGGUACUUUUCGAGUCAAGGUCCUCAAGGAAUACUUUCGGAGGGUAGUGUUUUUCAGAACACAAAUAUGCCCCCUAAUCAGUCUAUGCAUCGUCCGGCAGCAGAUCGGUUUGACCAGUUCGAGGUUAUGAAUUCUCCUUUGAACUCCACGCAAUUAAUGUUUGGUUCUCCGUUCAAUAUUCAUUCCACGAAUUACAGCGAAACAUUUCCUGGAGUUGCUAUGGAUAACCUGCCGAAGCAGGAUGCUAAAAUUUGUGUACUAGUUGUAGAUGUCGAAUGGCUUGGCCUUGGGCAUGGUUGCAAUAAGCAAGUGGGAUUAUGCCCCCUUGCCCCUGGACCUUGUGAUGAAAUGGAUAGACUUAUAUAA